GCCCGGAGACCGGCAGUGGUAUUAGUGCUCGCGGGGCCGCGGUGGAGGGCGUAGUGCAGCCCUGCUCGCUCCUACUCGCCCGAGGGUCGGCGCGCUAGCCCUGCCGAGCCGCGACCGGGGCUGCGGGGUGGCCGGGCUGCGCGCUCAGCCGCCGCCGGGGAAGCAGAGGCAGCUCGUCCCAGCUCCGAGAUGGGGAGCUGGCGAAGUUGACGAGCUCCCCGACCCGCGCUGCGUCCCUCCUGCCCAGAGGCGCGCUGCCCUCUCCAGGAGGUGCCCGCACGCGGCCCUGCUCCAGGGGCUGCAGCCAGCGGUCUGUCGCGCGUGCUUGUUUGCCAAAGGAGCUGCCCCUGGGAGAAGACCCACGGAAGAGUUGUUUCCCCGGCGCAUACCUGCAGCCCAGCCCAGGGGCUCGGGCGGCCUGGAUGCGCAGGACCCAGCCCCGCAGCCGCUGACGCCGGGCGGCGGCGAAGUUUGGCUGCUGAGCGGCGCGGCGCAGGGCCACUGGACAGCGGGCACCCCGGCGGCCGCGGCGGCUGGAGGGAUGCCGGUGGGGGGCCUGUUGCCGCUCUUCAGCAGCCCGGCGGGCGGCGGCCUGGGCGGCGGCCUGGGCGGGGGGCUCGGCGGCGGCGGCAGCGGCGGCAGGAAGGCAUCCGGCCCCGCCGCCUUCCGCCUGACGGAGAAGUUCGUCCUGCUGCUGGUGUUCAGCGCCUUCAUCACGCUCUGCUUCGGGGCGAUCUUCUUCCUGCCCGACUCCUCCAAGCUGCUCAGCGGGGUCCUGUUCCACUCCAGCCCCGCCCUGCAGCCGGCCGCUGACCACAAGUCCGGGCCUGGGGCGCGCGCCGAGGACGCGGCAGAUGGGCGAGCCAGGCGCGGCGAGGAGGGCGCGCCCGGGGACCCGGCGGCCGCCCUGGAGGACAACUUGGCCAGGAUCCGCGAAAACCACGAGCGGGCUCUCAGGGAAGCCAAGGAGACCCUGCAGAAGCUGCCCGAGGAGAUCCAAAGAGACAUCCUGCUGGAGAAGGAGAAGGUGGCCCAGGACCAGCUGCGUGACAAGGCGGUGUUCAGGAGGCUGCCCCCGGUGGACUUCGUGCCCCCGAUCGGGGCGGUUGGCCGGGAGCCGGCCGACGCAGCCAUCCGCGAGAAGAGGGCAAAGAUCAAAGAGAUGAUGAAACAUGCUUGGAAUAAUUAUAAACGUUAUGCCUGGGGAUUAAAUGAACUGAAACCUAUAUCAAAAGAAGGCCAUUCGAGCAGUUUGUUUGGUAGUAUUAAAGGAGCAACAAUAGUAGAUGCCCUGGAUACACUUUUUAUAAUGGAAAUGAAAGAUGAAUUUGAAGAGGCAAAAUCAUGGGUUGAAGAAAAUCUAGAUUUUAAUGUGAAUGCUGAAGUUUCUGUUUUUGAAGUAAAUAUACGCUUCGUUGGUGGACUACUCUCAGCCUACUAUCUGUCUGGAGAAGAGAUAUUUCGAAAGAAAGCAGUGGAACUUGGGGUAAAAUUGCUACCUGCGUUUCAUACUCCCUCUGGAAUACCUUGGGCAUUGCUGAAUAUAAAAAGUGGGAUUGGAAGGAACUGGCCCUGGGCCUCAGGAGGCAGCAGUAUUUUGGCAGAAUUCGGAACUCUGCAUUUGGAGUUUCUACACUUGAGCCACUUAUCAGGAAACCCCAUCUUUGCUGAAAAGGUAAUGAAUAUUCGAACAGUGCUGAACAACCUGGAAAAACCACAAGGCCUUUAUCCUAACUAUCUGAAUCCCAGUAGUGGACAGUGGGGUCAAUAUCAUGUAUCAGUUGGAGGACUCGGAGACAGCUUUUAUGAAUAUUUGCUAAAGGCGUGGUUAAUGUCUGACAAGACAGAUCUAGAAGCUAAGAAGAUGUAUUUUGAUGCUGUUCAGGCAAUUGAGACUCACUUGAUCCGCAAGUCUAGUAGGGGACUGACUUACAUCGCGGAGUGGAAAGGGGGCCUCCUGGAACACAAGAUGGGCCACCUGACCUGCUUUGCUGGAGGCAUGUUUGCACUCGGGGCGGACGAUGCUCCCGCAGGCCUGACCCAACACUACCUUCAACUCGGGGCUGAAAUUGCCCGGACCUGUUAUGAAUCUUACAAUCGCACAUUUAUGAAGCUGGGACCAGAAGCUUUCAGAUUCGAUGGUGGUGUUGAAGCCAUUGCUACAAGGCAAAAUGAAAAAUACUACAUCCUGCGGCCAGAGGUUGUUGAGACUUACAUGUACAUGUGGCGACUGACUCAUGAUCCAAAGUACAGGAAAUGGGCCUGGGAAGCAGUAGAGGCCCUGGAAAAUCACUGCAGAGUGAAUGGAGGCUAUUCAGGCCUAAGAGAUGUUUACCUCAGACAUGAGAGUUAUGACGAUGUGCAACAGAGUUUCUUCCUGGCAGAGACACUAAAGUAUUUGUACUUAAUAUUUUCUGAUGACGAUCUACUUCCACUGGAACACUGGAUCUUCAAUACCGAGGCACAUCUUCUCCCUGUACUCUCUACGAAUAAAAAGGAAGUUGAAGUCAAUGAAAAAUAAAAAGACAUUUCAUAUUUUACUCUGCUCCAUUCCCUUCACUGCAUACCUUAAUGAUUCCUUUUCUGGUAUUCAGGCACAUGAUGAAUUUUUAUCAGUAGGUCUGUGAUUAUUCUAAGUUCUGAAAUUGUUUUGCAGUCUUUUAGGUUUAUUAUCAGAAGCAUAGAUGGACCUAAAUUCCUUAUCCUAUCCUUUAUUAUUCAGUCAGUGGAUCAUAGGUUUUUUACAUUUUUUUAAGUAAUCUGGAGUUCAUGAAGGUGUAUCAUUUUUAUUACACUGAAUAGAAUGGUAUACCAGUGACCUCUUAAUUAUAAUUUUGAUUUGACUGCAAAACUUUUUCCUCCUCUAUGAGGAGAUGAUGUCUGCUUUAAGCUGUAAUGUUUUGCCAUGUUGCAAAAAGCCAUAAUAAUAAAUUAAAUAUUAAAAAAGCUUUUUCCUUUUCAAUUUUAUGUUAAUCUGGUUUGUCUAUCCACCAGAGACAGAUCUUAUAACUGUGACAGACAGCUUCUUUAUGCGGGUCUAUCAUUAUUUGAUAGAAUGUCUUCUAAAAUACUUCACUCACAUUGUAAUUCAAAUUAGAAUGUCAUCCCAAAAGGAUCAUCUCAUGUUGACCUCAUUUCAUUGGAACCAUGGUAUAUUUUUGUUAGUUAAUUAUAUUAGUGUUUCCUAAUUUGUGAAUUAGUUCUCAAAUUUUACUUUAAAUGUCCUGUGUCAUUUCUGGAUCAUGCCCUGGUUAAUUUCUCCCAUUCCCUACCACACAAUGGGUUGAUCGUUCAGGUUUUGCAGAGCUCUGUUAUUACGGAAUUAUAUUUUUUUAAAGGAAACAAUAUAACUUUUAGUGCAUUAGUUUUUGCUUUUAACUGAGUAUAUGAAGAAAUUGAGUCUCUCUAAAAAAGGGUAUUUCACAUGGUUUUUAGUUUGUAUUUCAUCUUUAAGGGGUUUUUUUCUUGUUAUCAAAAAAAAAAAAAAGCAUUACAUUUGGCUCAGAUUUUUCAGAUUUGAAAAAGACCCUUUCUCAAAUGUAGUAAGUUAUUUCAUUUCAGUUUACGAAAGCAGAAUUUAACUCUGAAAGAAGCUCUGCUAGUGUAUCUAUCCUUUUGAAUAGAUAUUCAAUUGAAGAAAAUCUAAUAAACUUUUAAGCCAAAUAAGAAUAUAGUACAUUUUGUGUGGUCAAAUUCAACAUAGAGAUCCCAGCUUGAAAGCAAUAUAUAGGAAUGGACAUUCCUAAUUCCCCACAGUCCUAGAGCAGAUCAAAAUAAUGAUAUGAUUCUUCUUUAAGAACAGGCAUUAUUUUGAGAUAUGAGUGGCUUUCCCAAGAAUAAAUUUGGUGGCACCCCAUGUCAUAUUUCCCAUGAAAGGGCUAAUAAUGAUGAUGCAUUUACUGAGGAACAGAGACUCUGAGCACCUGCAUUUUCAACCUGGAGGGGUCAGAUAGGUCAGUGCAACCUCAUGAAUUAGGCUGAACCAUAUGAAAUUGCUGCACUUGUAGUUUAAAAACUAUCCUAUAUCAGCAAUUUCGUAUGGUUCAACAUACUGUUUUUUAAUUAUUUUAUUGGCUCUCAGUAGACUCCAUUGUUUUAGCUGUUUCAGCUUUUGAAAGUGUUUCAAGAUUUCCUUUGUCUGAAAGGACCACCUGUGUGACCUGCUCUUUUUUCAGUACUGUACAUUGGUUUAUGUCAAAGAAUAAAUUAAUAAAGUUAGUAAAUGAAAAAGAUCCUUUAGUACAUCAUUAUUGCCAUGUUAAUGAGUUCCUGUGACCCAGAAUAAUUCCUUCCACUCAUAUCUUCAGCUCACCUUAUGAAAUGAAUAGAUAGUUGAGAGUCCUUUCUUCCCAGGACUUCAAAGCAAAGUGUGAAAGAUUAUUGCAAAAAUUGGGCCAUAUGUAUUUAGAUGAUAAUUCUCAUGUGAAUGUCCUAGGACUAGCAACUUAAAUUAAUUUAUUUUCUUUGAUUUUCAGUUUGAUUUGUAAGAGCACAAAGGUGAUCUGCAUUUCUGCAGCAGAGAGGAUAUUAAAAUCAGGUCAUGUGUACACACUGCACUAUAAUGUACCUUUUGUAUCCUGAUAUAAAUAGGCAAGAUGAUUGUACUACCUUUUGCUCUGCCAAUGGCAAGAACAAAGUUUUUCAAUUCCAAAACUUGGAUUUUUUAACGUAAGUCCCCAAAACACCAAAAAUGUAAACAAGAUGAGAGAUGAUUAUUAUGGUGAUGUAAUUUAAAGUUGUACUUUGUGUUAGUUAUUUUAAACAACUUAAGUCCUUAGGUAGACACUCUCAUUUUCAUCAAAACUGUGCAGUUAAGUUUACAUAUGUGUUCACAUCCUGAAAGGUGAAUAAUUAAAAUAGCACUUAAUUUUGUGUUUCUGCAUAUGUUUUUGGUAUACUGUGCACAAUUAAUAUUACACAUAUAAGUUGUAUGGAAAUUUACAGAACUCGAAGAUGUUUGUCAUGACUCCUUCAUAUGUAGUAGUACCCAUUCUUUUCACUGAUUGUUUUUAAUUUGUACAUAAGUCUAUUCUGCCAUAUCCAACUUUAUAUAAAUCUCUAAUGUUAUGGGAAACAUAAUAGAUUGACACAUAAUUUUUAAAAACUAUAUUUGUAAAAUUUCUCUAUUGUGAAUAAAGCCUUUUAAUAUAUC
This is a messenger RNA of Panthera uncia (snow leopard), 5152 nucleotides long. It is a transcript of the gene MAN1A1, whose product is annotated as mannosidase alpha class 1A member 1. Gene Ontology annotation, cellular component: extracellular exosome; endoplasmic reticulum; Golgi membrane. NCBI's taxonomy places the organism in Eukaryota, Metazoa, Chordata, Mammalia, Carnivora, Felidae. Gene Ontology annotation, biological process: N-glycan processing; carbohydrate metabolic process. The coding region runs from base 542 to 2521 and encodes 659 amino acids. The record is from RefSeq and is a predicted model, not a curated record. Gene Ontology annotation, molecular function: calcium ion binding; mannosyl-oligosaccharide 1,2-alpha-mannosidase activity. The transcript has 13 exons.